CUGAUGGUCUUCAUGUGUGACAGCCGUUCAAAUUCUUAUGGUACAGAAUGACAAUACACAGACUACGUUUGAAGCCAGAGGAAUUAAGUGACCUGAGCUUCACAGGGCAAGAAGGCUCUGAGCAGCAAGCUCUGAGGGUCCCUCUGCUUCCAGCGCCGGGUGAAUGAGUGAGGCGUGAAUUCAUGCUUUAGGGAACAGCAAAGAAAAUCUUGCCAUGAAACCAUUCACUGAUGAAGAUGUAGAAAUUUACAUCCAAAGCAAGGUCGAGCCACGGCAUUAUCUGGUUUCCAAAGCAGUGGAGGAGGUGCAGACAAUCAUCCAGCAACUGACCACAGAAAUCAGCUCUAAGGCCAUACGAUUCCAGGCUAUCUUCAACUCUGGUAUUCAUAAUGAGAAUAUUAAGGAUCAGCCAGCUUUACUGGCCAAGUGGUCAGCUAUGCUUCGGGGGAAGCGCCCAUUCCACCCAUCCAUCCAGGUCUUAGCACCCAGCCAAUUCCUCAUCACAGUCCCUCUGCGUGGCCUGACUGGGUACAGGGAAUGCCAGGUACGGCACUGGCGUUAUUACACCGUGCAUGGAGCCAAGCUCCUGUCCUCCGUGCGGGACCCUGAGGAAAUACACCAAUGGCUAGAGGUGGAGCAGUUCUCAAAAAGCCUUCCACAGUGGCAUGAGACGGAUGUGAACAUCGAAGGUGAUCUGGUUCCAGCCAAAGUCCUUAUCAUCUUCCGGGAGCUGGUGGAGAAGUCGAUUAUCUCCUGUAACCUUUCCAAUAAAGUGACAGUGCUGGAGAGCUUCAGCUCAAUGGUCCGGGUAGCUGUGGAGACAUCAGAAUCCCAAGUCGAGGCAGAGCUGGUCCCUGCUGUGGAGAUUCCAACUUGCUGGCCCAAGAAAGCCCAAUGGCCUCGUUGCCUUAGGCGUUGGCCUUCUCAGGAAAAAGUACAGUGCAUCAAGUCACUUGGUUUUGACCUUUUGGCCCACUCCAGUUACCACUGGCAGCUGUGCUUCUUCCGUGCUGAGCAUAUGCUCAUGGAAGGUCUCGAUGAAGAUGGUGGUUGUCGCAUGAAGUGCUUCCGAGUCAUGAGGCAGAUGAAGGAGGAUGUCUGGUGUGCUGGAAAUAAGCCUGUCAUCACAGCCUAUCACCUUCAGACAGUGCUAUUCUGGACGUGUGAAAAAUACCCACGCACCAGGGAUUGGCGCUGCUUUCGCGAAGCCUUUCUGAGACUGGUACGGAAGCUGCACAAGUGUGUAAGCCAGCACUUCCUCAAGCAUUACUUUGUCAAGAACACCAACUUGCUCAAAUACACCAACACCAGUGACCUGGACCUGGUGGCCAGCAAGCUGGCAGUCUUCCUAGAGAACCCCAUGCUCUGCCUGGACUAAGGCAGGGAAGGUGUCUUCACCGCAACCUUGCACCUAUCCCCCACCUCCUCUCCCCAUCUGUGGUUGUUCUUUGUGUCCUUCCAGUAGACAUUGCAGCUGGCUUUGUAAGACGUUUGGCACAGGCAGCACGAAAGAGAAGAGUCAAGCUGGCAGCAGUGGGUGGUGAAAACUGAUGGGAGGAAUCGCUCGAUGCCCAGCCGAUCCAAUUUGCUUUCAACAGUGACAGUCUGCCUGGAAGCUACAGCCAGUGCAAACCAAUUCUCUGCGUCAGUGAGACAACUGGCUUGUUCUCUGUCACUAGUCCCGUGGCUCGUAAGCAGAAAGAUGGUGUAGAGGAGUCUCCCUCCCUCUGCUGCCUAGCUGUUGUGUAACCUAGCGCAUAUAUUGUUGCCACUCCCUCCUCUCUCACAGGAACAGUGAGUUUAAUUCCCUGCCUGCCUCAUUAGGCCGGCUCUGCAGAUGGGCAGAGGAACAUUUCUGAGGUGCAUUGAAGCUGGAAGGCGCUCUCAGAGAUAAUCUGUGAUUCUUCCAUCUACAAUUGAUGGGAUCCAGUCCCAGUGUGGAUAGUUAUGCUACAAAGUGUUGAAUAGCUCAAAGGGAAGGAGGAGUGGUGCGCUUUUUGUCUUCCCCUUACUGUUCUCUCCUCCACAUCCUUUUUUUUUUUUUUUCCAGUUUCUUCAAAGCUUUUUUCUUCAUGUUUGCCUUUGCCGUUUCUGUUGGUGCCAUACAAUCAGGGGGUUUUACCAGGGCAGAUUUCACUUGCACCUCUGGCUCUGUCCAGCAGGCUGGAGAAAAGCAGGUCUUUCCCAUGUAUUUUUGGGUGGUGUAUGGAAGAGGAAUAUUUUUCAAAGGCUCUUAGUUUCAAAACUCCCAGUGCUUUUUAUAUUAUGUUUAAGAAGAAGCAAGUUUUAGUGUUUGAAAAGAACAGAAUUCUAGGAUGAGUAUAAAGAAUGUUAUUC
Dromaius novaehollandiae (emu) is the source of this 2337-nucleotide messenger RNA. It is a transcript of the gene MAB21L3, whose product is annotated as mab-21 like 3. Lineage: Eukaryota; Metazoa; Chordata; Aves; Casuariiformes; Dromaiidae. The record is from RefSeq and is a predicted model, not a curated record. Bases 215 to 1378 code for a protein of 387 amino acids. The transcript has 8 exons.